CAUGCAUUAAUUUGUUUCCUGUCCUCUGCUGUUUUGUCUCUUGUUUUUAGUUAAUGCUGAAAACCCACCUACGGCUGUGGUUGGGAAAUUGGUUCACUUGCUCGAUCGGACCCAGAUUUUCAGGAGGAGCUGGAGCUAAUGAAACUGUGUGAGGAAGCUGUGACCUUGAUCCGAUCUAAUCAACAGCUUGAAAAUGACCUCAAUCUCAUGGACCUCAAGAUUGGACUGCUAGUGAAGAACAGAAUGACACUGCAGGAUGUUGUUUCUCAUAGCAAAAAUCUUAGCAAGGAGAACAAGGAACAGCUCUGUGACGUGAUGACGCUGAACGAGCAAAAGGGAGGUUUGAAAGCUUUGAGCAAAGAGGAGAGGGAAAAGCUGGAAGCCUAUCAGCAUCUUUUCUACUUGAGUGUUGAGGCGCUGUCUGUCUUUGUGGUGUUGGCUUUUGUGGACACGUGCUGUAUGGGAACUGCUGAGUCAUGGCCUGAACCUCUGAUUGAUCACCUGAGGCGAGCAGUGAGUCAGGCAGAGGAGCACAGGUGAAGGCAAUGCAGCUGUGCUGCUGGAAGGGGUGCAGCCAGGCUACAGCCCUCCUAGACCUGUUUAAGAGCUGGCUGCCAGUGGGGAAGGAUCUCGUCUGGAGAUCUGCUCUGCUGGAGUUUUGUAAGUGAGCCCAGGAUAGGGGUAAGCCUUCUAUUUAUUCUCCUUUUGUUAGCUUAGUCUGCUUUGUCAAACUCUCUUGUUUAUUUCAUAAUGACAACAUCUUAAUAGUCAUUGAUUAUACACGUGCACUAAGUACUUUUUCUUCUUG
Messenger RNA from Tympanuchus pallidicinctus (lesser prairie-chicken), 808 nucleotides. Its product is annotated as ras GTPase-activating-like protein IQGAP1. Gene Ontology annotation, biological process: regulation of actin cytoskeleton organization. The coding region runs from base 139 to 540 and encodes 133 amino acids. Gene Ontology annotation, molecular function: calmodulin binding; GTPase activator activity; actin filament binding. Gene Ontology annotation, cellular component: nucleus; cytoplasm. NCBI's taxonomy places the organism in Eukaryota, Metazoa, Chordata, Aves, Galliformes, Phasianidae. The transcript is spliced from 3 exons. The record is from RefSeq and is a predicted model, not a curated record.